AUGGACAAUCAAGGGCAAAUGAGCCAAAGAAAUAAUGCAGGCGGGGACGAGGAGUGGGGAUUUCCUCGAGAAACUCGACGCUUCCCGUGGAACUUGCAGGAGAAGAAGGGUGUAAGUCCCUCUCCCAAUCUAUGGUCUCAAUGGAAAUUGCAGGUGAGGGAGCGCGAGGCUCCUCUAAGGAAAGAGGUACCGGAGAAUAGGAGACUGAAGAAAAAGAACAUGUUGGUGAGGGAGUUGGCGAAGGUGUCUCUGGGAAAAUUCGUUAGAUGGUGUCGGAAAAAACACAUCAAGACGAAGGAGACAAGCAAGACGAAGCAGCCGCCAUGCCUGGCCCAGACGAGCGAGGCAAUGGGAACAGCGAAGACGAACGAUAAAGGUGCAAGAAAGAAGGAAAGUCGGCCGGUCAGGCAAGGAAAAGACGCAAAGGGCAAAUUGCAGAAAGUUCCGGAAAAAACCGGUACGAACGAAGAAAAGCAGGACGCGAUCACGUGCUCGACACCAGCGAAGAAGCCGACAGUAGCGCAGUUCAAGAAGCAACUACAAGAUCUGAAGUUACCGACAUACGGCACGAAAACCGAACUCGAACGUCGAUUGAAGCAGUACGAAGAUAGUGAAUCUGGUGAAGACGAGGCGAGUGGGGACGAGGAGGAUACCAGCGGCGACGAAACCGACGCCGAUGUAACGGUAGUGCAACACAAGGAGACAUCUGAAGAGAGCGAAGAAGACGAGAAUACAUAUACUCAUAUUUUCCAGGCACAAAGGGAAACAAGACGGAGUGCGCGCUGCGGACGAUUUCCGUGUGGUGUCAAUUUUUUCACUAUUAAAGACGUAGAAGGAAGUAUUUCACACUUCUCUGGAGACGAUAAGCUGCAAGUAGAAAAAUGGAUAGAAGAAUUCGAAGACACGAGUGCGUUACUGGAGUGGAACGAAUUGCAAAAAGUGAUGUACGCGAAAAAAUUAUUACGUGGUUCGGCAAAACAAUACAUCGCGCUACAAAGAGGCAUUACUUCGUGGAAAGUGAUGAAACGACGGCUAGUGCGCGAAUUCGAAGAAAAGCUAAACAGUGCCACAAUCCACUCACAGUUGGUAAAACGUAAAAGAUUGUCGAACGAGACGCCACGACAGUAUAUAUAUGCCAUGAGCACAAUCGCUAGUCAGGGGACCAUAGAAGAAGAAGCGUUAAUACAAUACAUCAUUGACGGAAUAUCAGACGAGGAAAGUAACAAAGCUAUCCUCUACAAUGCAGAUAUGGUCACCGAAUUAAGAAAAAAACUGAAGCAGUACGACAGGAUAAAAGAAAAGUCCGAGAAGAAGAUGACGAAAGGACAGAAAAAAGAUAAAAUCAAAGAAACAGACAAAAAAGGAACAAGACAGAAGAAUGAAAAAGAGAGAUGUUUCGGGUGCGGUUCGGUCGAACACAUAGCACGAGAGUGUCCAGACAAAGAGAAGGGCCCGAAAUGCUUCAAGUGCAACAAGUUCGGGCACAUCGCAACAAAGUGCAACACAGCUGAUAAGACAUCGGACAAAGAUGACAAUAGAGUGAACGUAGUCUCGAUGGUAGAACCAGUGGCAACCGAUGACGAGAUAAUCGUACAAAUAAAAAACGCGCAAAUACGAGCGAUGAUAGACACCGGAACACAGCAAACAUUAUUGAAACAAAGUGAACACAAGAAGAUGGGCAGUCCACCGCUGCAGCCGAGUGCAAGUACAUUCCAGGGCUUUGGCAACGCAUUAGUGAAAGCUACAGGAAUGUUUCGCACAAAAAUAAUAAUCCACGGUGAGACAUAUAUUACUGACGUAUACAUAGUACCUGACGUCGCCAUGAGUCACGUAAUGCUGCUGGGUAAGGAGCUAACAAGAAGGAUGGACAUCAACAUCCGAGGCGGCCGAGUGACCGUCAGGAAACUAACAGUAGAAGAGAGCCAAUCAGAAACAGUGAGAAAAAUCACUAAAGAAGAGAACAAUCGCGGAAAAGAAAAUGACAGUGACGCGUUAAGUGAGUUGCCAUUCGUAAAUUAUAUCGAAAUGAAAUCAGUGGACAUUACCGGUCGGUACCGCGAAGAAAUCGAGAAACUUAUCGAAAGUCAUAAGCCGCAAAAAGAAGUUCAAACAAAAGUGAGAACGAAGAUUGUGUUACGAGACGAAUCACCUAUCAAUCUGAGGCCGCGACGGUUAGCAAUUAAAGAAAAGACAAUCCUAAACGCGCAGAUCGACGAGUGGCUACGCGACGGCAUUAUCCAGCCAAGCAAAAGUAAUUAUUCGAAUCCGGUCGUAAUUGUACCAAAAAAGAAUGGCGAGUACUGCGUAUGCAUAGACUUUCGACAAUUAAACAAGAAGAUAAUUCGUGAUCGAUUUCCAAUGCCGCUGAUCGAUGACUGUAUCGACGCACUCGCGCAAGCCCAUGUAUUUUCAGUACUGGACUUAAAGAACGGUUUUUUCCAUGUACCUGUGUCACAAGAAAGUCGCAAAUAUACAUCAUUCGUGACCCCAACCGGUCAGUACGAGUUUUUGAAAACACCGUUCGGACUGUACGAUUUAAUAAUACCGGGCCGAAACGAAGAAGAAGCACUCGCAAACUUAAAGGAGACACUUGAAGUGGCCGCUGAAAAGGGUUUAGUAAUCAACUGGAAGAGAAGCGAAUUUUUGAAGAGACGCAUCGAAUAUCUAGGCUACAUGAUCGAAGGGGGCAACGUCAGUCCAGCCCCGUCGAAGAUUAAAGCUGUGAAAAACUUUCCUCCUCCGAAAUCAAAGAAAGCGAUUCAGAGUUUCCUCGGUUUAGCGGGUCAUUUUAGAAAAUUCAUGUAUGACUACGCCAAAAUAGCUAGACCGUUGUCAGAUGUGUUAAAGGACAACCAAAAAUUCCGUUUUGGACCUGAAGAAGAGCAAGCAUUUGAGCGACUAAAACAGCGAUUAAUAAACGAACCAAUAUUACGAAUUUUUCGCCCUGAUGCAAUCACCGAGUUACACACCGACGCAAGCAAAGAAGGCUAUGGUGCUGCUCUCCUACAGAAGAAUAAGAAUGAAGAUCACUUUCAUGUCGUUUGCUACAUGAGCCGGAAGACAUCAGACGCCGAGUCAAGACUACACUCAUACGAGCUUGAAACAUUAGCCGUGAUCCAAACAGUGAAGAAAUUCCGAGUUUACUUGCUCGGAAUCAAAUUUAAAUUGGUAACUGACUGCUCAGCAUUACAAAAAACAUUAAAUAAGAUUGAUAUUUCUCCCAAAGUUGCAAGGUGGGCAUUAAUGCUUGAGGAGUUUGACUACAAAGUCGAACAUCGCGCGGGAACACGCCUUAAACACGUCGACGCACUCAGCAGAUAUCCCGUGAUGGCGAUCGAAAACAGUUUAACUCCGAUAAUAAGAAAACAACAAGACGAAGAAGAAAGGUUGCGGGUAAUUAAGCAAAUUCUAAAAAAGGAGCCAUACGAAGAUUACGUCUGCGAAAACGAAAUUUUAAUGAAAGGAACCGGCGAGAAGAGGGUCAUCGUACUACCCACAAGCAUGCAGCAAGACAUAAUACGCAAAACCCACGAGAAUGGACAUUUUGGUGUCAAGAAAAUGCUGGAAAGUAUUAAAGCAGAGUAUUACAUUACGAAUCUAACAGAAAAGCUCGAGAAAUACACGACCAACGCAAGAGAAGUAUUAGACCGCCUGAAGCAUCAACAAAAAACUUUUGGCAACCCACGACGCAUAAUCCGUGACCGCGGCUCAGCGUUCACAUCAACCGACUUCAGAGAAUACUGCGCCGAAGAAAAUAUAGACCAUGUCGCAAUCACAACAGGAGUUCCAAGAGGAAACGGCCAAGUUGAACGUAUCAACCGGAUAAUUAUCCCGAUUCUCACGAAGCUGGCCCUAGAUUGUCCGGAUAAAUGGUACCGAUACGUAGACAAAGUGCAGGGUGCGAUAAACAGCACUUACCAAAGAAGUGUAGGAACUAGCCCAUUCGAAGUACUCUUUGGGGUAAAGAUGCGCCAGAAAGAAAAUGUCGAAAUGCUGAACCUAAUUGAACAGGAAAUGGUGUCAGCAUUUGACGAAGAACGUGAAAAAUUACGAACCAUCGCAAAAGAAAACAUCGCGAAGAUCCAACAAGAGAACAAAAGAACACACAAUCAGAAAUGUAAGCCAGCUACACAAUAUCAGAUAGGCGACCUUGUCGCCAUCAAACGAACGCAGUUUGGACCUGGCUCGAAGAUAAAAAGCAAGUAUCUGGGUCCAUAUAAAAUCUCGCAAGUAAAAGGACACGAUCGUUACGAGAUGAUCCAUGAAGAUAACGGUGAGGGACCAAAAAUGACUACAUCAUCGGCUGACCAAAUGAAGCAUUACGCAUAUUACUCUCCAGGGACUGGAGAAUAG
Molecule: messenger RNA, 4353 nt
Organism: Wasmannia auropunctata (little fire ant)
Lineage: Eukaryota; Metazoa; Arthropoda; Insecta; Hymenoptera; Formicidae
Exons: 5
Coding region: 1-4353 (1450 amino acids)
Biological process (GO): proteolysis; DNA integration
Molecular function (GO): aspartic-type endopeptidase activity; nucleic acid binding; zinc ion binding
Source: RefSeq, a predicted model, not a curated record